Molecule: messenger RNA, 1170 nt
Organism: Pomacea canaliculata
Lineage: Eukaryota; Metazoa; Mollusca; Gastropoda; Architaenioglossa; Ampullariidae
Exons: 4
Coding region: 1-1170 (389 amino acids)
Source: RefSeq, a predicted model, not a curated record
AUGGAAAAAAUAAACUCAAAUGAAGUUACUGCAGUCAGACAAACUGAGGUCCUCUUCGUACAGGCAACAUUCGCAGAAGAAGUUCAGACAUUCUGGCGCCAGUGGGUUGAGGCCGUGUUCCCUGACCUCGAGUCUCGCGCCUACUUCCUGCCUCCUGUCUACUUCAACCGCGUGCCGAUGACUAGACAGACCAUUGCUGGUCAGGAUGUUAAGGUUCUUGACUCCCCAACUGAAAAAGCUAAUAAACGAAGGGGUCUUCUGAAAAAAAUAGGAUCUUUACUGAAGUCAUCCAAAACACAUGAACCACAACAUCAAGCUGUAUUACCUUCCAACACGCCGGUGAUGACUCCAUCAGAAACAGCUGAGACUUCCAUUUCUCACCCUGCUACAGCCCAGGACAGUGACAUUAGAGAUGACACAGCCAUGAAACAAGUUCUCUUAUGUCUUCAGAGUUUGUCAGAAAAGACAGGAGAAGUGUUAGUUGGAAUCACUCGGCUUGACUUUGGACAAUAUCUGAGUGAACCUUGUUUUACUCUGGCGGCUGCCCAGUUACCCCGAGCCUCCAGCCUGCCUCCUGACUUGCCACAGAACUGGAAACAGGGAAAAUUUGAUGUGCUUCUUAUUCACCGACAUUACGGUCUUGUCGUCUGCAAUGUGAUGUCGUUCGGUGACAUGACAAACGACCUUAAAAUGUCACAGGAGGAUAUUGUCAAGACCAUCAGAAAGAAGCUGAGAGACGCCGUGUUACAGCUGAACAAAGCGGAGGCCAUGUUGUCUCACCUGGUGUCUGAUGUCUGUCCCGGUCUGCGCAUCACCAAGACCAUCGCCGUCCCUAACCUCACGACUGACCAGGUACAGCAGGCCAUCUCUCACGACUCACAACUCACUGAGGACCUGCAUUGCUGUCUAAAAACUACUGACCCCGCCGACAUCGCUGGCAUGUGUCUGUGCUGUGAUCAGUGGUGUGACCUCAAGACCCCAUGUGACGUCAGUAGUCACGUGUUAAAGAAACUCGGCGAAUGGUGGACACGACGUGUGACUGUGUCUGGGCCUGACAGUCACAUGACACGUCACGUGUACAAGACACUAGUAGCACGGUUCUGUGGUCCGGCGACAACAGUGACUGUGCCAUGCACAUGUCCUCCACGUGUGAAUCAGCAUGCAGAAUAA